CCGGAGCAGGAAGCGCGGACACGGCGGCGGCAGCCCGCGGCUCUCUGUCGGAGAAAACAGCCUCUCAGGCGGCUCGCUGCUCUCAGCCCGGGCCGCACAGCCUCUCAGCGGCUCCCCCUGCGCGCAGCGGCCGGUCAGGUCUCGGUGACGGUUCCCCUCGGCUCAUGUCCGCCGCGGCCGCCGAGUGAGGACGAGCUAGCUGCAAGGCUAACAGCUAGCUGCUGCUGCUAGCCGCCGAAACACUCCAGAGUGUGUGUGUGUGUGUGUGUGUGUGCAUGGGUCAGCCAUGAGCGGCGAGCCGGACGCGCUGGCCGUGGUCAACCAGCUGAGGGAUCUGGCGGCCGAUCCCAUGAACCGCAGGGCCAUCGUGCAGGACCAGGGCUGCCUGCCGGGCCUCAUCCUGUUCCUGGACCAUCCCAACCCCCAGGUGGUCUACUCCGCCCUGCUGGCCAUCCGCUACCUGGCCGAGUGCCGAGCCAACCGGGAGAAGAUGAAGGGCGAGCUGGGCAUGAUGCUGAGUCUGCAGAACGUCAUGCAGAAGACGACCACGCCGGGGGAAACCAAGCUGCUGGCCUCCGAGAUCUACGAGCUCCUGCAGGCGUCCAGCGACGCCGACGCCGAGCCGGCGGAGGAGGCCGCCACGAGCCGCCGCAAAGCCCAGUUCUUCCUGGGAUCGACCAACAAGAGAGCCAAGACGGUGGUGCUGCACAUCGACGGCCUCGACGACUCGAGCCGGAGGAGUCUGUGCGAGGAGGCGCUGCUGAAGAUCAGAGGCGUCAUCAGCUUCACCUUCCAGAUGGCCGUCAAGAGGUGCAUCGUCCGGAUCCGCUCGGACCUGAAGGCGGAGGCUCUGGCGUCUGCCAUCGCCUCCACCCAGGUGAUGAAAGCCCAGCAGGUGGUCAAAGGAGAAAACGGAGACGAGGUGCUGAUCCCGUUUGCGGAGGGCGGCUCGGUGGAGGUGGAGGAGAACGUGGACCUGCCGGACUACCUGCCCGAGGAGGAGAGCCCGUCACAGGAGCCCGACAAGGCCGUGAGCCGCGUCGGCCCGGGCCAGGACGGAUCCAGCUGGCUGGGCGCCGCCGCCAACUUCCUGUCCCGCUCCUUCUACUGGUGACCCCGCGGGGCCACCGUACCGGGCGGGCGCUCCCCUCCCACCCCCCUCCGACUGUGGACACAACCAAAAACUGCCAGCUGCCAAACCCCAACAGCUGGAGCGCCAACACGCCUGGCACAACAUGGCUUCCAACAGUGUGUAUCAUCCGUACACACACACACACACACACACACACACACACCAUAACUGUUUGUGUACAGUACGCAUCACACUCUUAUUUAAACAAACACAUCACCAUGACGACCGACCGAGAGGAGGAGCAGCGUGUCCGUGGAGACGCCGGGACGUCCUCUCCGGAAACGGGUCCGUCUGUGUUACAAACCAAAUCGUCUCAGCGGACAGAACGAGCGCCGCGUCGGUAUUAAGACUCCACCCCCUGUACCCCCUUCCCCCCCCCCCGCCCCCCCGUCAGGAAGAGGAAACGCCCCCAAAGUGUCCAGCAGGAGCAGACUGAGGCGGCUGAGGCGGAGACGAGGAGCAGAGCCGUCCCCUCUCCUCCCUCUGCUCGCUGCUCGGCUCGCGCUUCUCCAGUUUGCUGUGUGACAGGACCUGCAGUAGUCGGUGUGUGUGUGUGUGUGUGUGUGUGUGUGUGUGUGUGUGUGUGUGUGUGUGUGUGUGUGUGCAGUUCGCUGUGCCUUUGGUUUCGCUGGCCCGUCCAGAGACAAAACCAAACCCACCACCUCGUCUUGGCGUGGCUCCGUGUGACGCUCAGCCAGGCCGGGGGUUCUCCUUCUCUUUUGGGAAAUAUUUUCUCUGCCACGCGGCCGCUGAGCAGUGCGUCAAAAAGAGAGAGAGGGCAAAUUCCUCUCAGCAGAAACAUCAACCUGAUGCUGAGCAGAUUCUCUUGUUUCUGUUUCUGCUUCUUCUUCUCUUCUUCCUCCUCGUUUCCUGGAUUUGUUUUGUCACGUGACCUUCAGGAGACCCAGAGGGAGAACAUGGGAUUUAUCAAACUCACAUUUACAGUUUUAUUGAUGUUAUUAUAGCAGAGGCUGAUUAUAAUAGGAAUUAUUUUUUUUUAAUUCUCACGUACGCCCUGCAGUACUGCAGCGUACCCCUAGGGGGACGCGGACCCCCAUUUGAGAACCACUGAGCCUGAAGGCCGUGAGGCGUCGGCCCCUGGAUCCACCAGCUGACGGCCUCUGUUCGCUGUGGAAGCACGGCGCCCCCUGCCUGUGCUGUGGUGCACAGCAGGCGUCCUGACUGACCCCUCCCUCAGUGACCAGAACGUGUCUCGUGUUUAAAGGUGCACGACGCAAAAAUGAGGCUCAGCUGAAAGUGACUCACCUGGGCGAAAAAAAACUUGGAACAAACACAAAGGCUGGAGGUGAGAGCCAUGUAGACUCAGCCAUGAUGUCAUCCUGAUGCAUCUGAGCGGAUGGGGUGAAGAGUGGGAGGUGCAGCGCCGCCUCGCCGCCUCGCUCGCCCGCCAAUCCCACAUUCACACGCCGCCAUUUUUGUUUUCUUGGGACUGAAGCGACAGGAAAACCCUGGUUUCUGUGCGGGCAGGGGUCAGGGGUCAGGGGUCAGGGAGGUGAGGUUUGGGGUUGUUUCUGGAGCCGGUCGUCGUGUUUACAGCGACGCCCUCGUACGAAUGCCUUCACCGACGUUUGGAGUCUCCUGGUUCGGGUCGGGGACUCGGAGCGACGUUACCUGACGAGUCUGGGGACAGGAAGUCAAACUGGGACCAUUUUGCACAGUUUAAUGUCAGGUUCUUAAACCCAAACCUGCCCUGUGUGUGUGUGUGUGUGUCUGUGUGUGUGUGUGUGUGUGUGUGAUCUGAGUCCACAUGGUGGUGAAAUCUCCUCGUUAGUUUCCAUCUUUCAACACUGGAUUUCACUUCCACAGUAAAGAAGCGCCUGAUAGAUCUCACAGAAAGAGAAACAGGUACCAGGACUUUAUCAGUCACACUUUAUUGUGAAAAUCCUAUCAGGUUGUUUCUUCCUGGCGUAAGGAUAUGUGUGGAUGUACCCUGCCGGAUCUACUUUCCAGUUCAAACAGGAAAAGCAAAGAGACGAUUAAUUUCCUCAAAAAAUGGGAACCAGGACGUUGUUGUUUCUACAGUAUUGAUCCAGUCUGUUACACACACACACACACACACACACACACACACACACACACACACACACACACAGAGCAGCUUUGGGUUUAGUAGAGAGCUGCAUCGUGACAUGAGAGCAUGUUGAAUAUGAGCUAAAGACGUUUGAUGUUUCACUGAACGGCUCAAACUCAGUUUGUGAUAUUUUUUAAAUUGUGGAUCAUCGUCUUGCUGCAUUCCCUUUAAUCUUUAAUUUGUUUGCCUUUUUCCUUCAUGCAUGAUUAUCCAAACACAAGUCAAAGAUCAUAUUAUUUUUCUUCUCUGCAUAUGUGAAAAUGAUUAGAGAGUAUUUGGAGGUGCUUUGAGUUUUGUUCCCAGUAAAAGAAAAAAGUGGCUUUUUUUUUUUUUUUUUUUUUAAACGUGGCUGUUGAUGAAAUGCACAGCAGCCGCUCAGACUGCACGUCAGUCCCCUGAUCAAAGCAGACAGUCAAGCCUUUAUGUAAUAUGAACUCGGGCUGGGCGAUUAUGGCAAAAAUCAAAAUCACGAUUAAUUGAACAAUAAACCUUGAUUACGAUUAAUAAACGAUUAUUCUUACCCCCCCACCUCUCCCGUCAAUUUAAAACAAAUCACUGAAAGGAGCACACAAACACACACAGAUGAACAAUUAAUGGUUAUUUAUUGAAAUCAAAACACAGCUGCUGAAAUGCAAAAGGUUUUGUGAGAAAAGUCAAAUUUUACUUUCAUAAUUAAAAGCAACUUUCUUAGAAAAGUAGAAAAUAAACAACUUGCAGUUCUUGCUAACAAAAUAAAUACAAAAUACAGUUUCUUCCACCUCAUGAAAACAGUCACAUUUUAGUUUUAAAGUAAAUUAAAAGUUCCUUCAAAUAGUAGAAACUAAAUUUAAAAAAAAAAAAAAAAAAAUAGAAAAUGGCUUGAAUCUUUUGCAAACAAAACAGCCAUGUCAAACUACAAAACGCUGCACCUCACUAAACAAAUAAUAUUUCAACUAAUAUUAUUACUAUAUUAUCAAUAUUAGUUUUAAACUUGUGAAAAGUAGAAAAUAACUGACAUCUCUUUAAAAAAAAAAGUUUACAUUGUAGUUUUAAAAUAACAGGCAAGUUCCAUAAACAUAUAAAAAUCAAUACCGUAUUUCCCCAAUUAAUCGACGAUUAAACGCCGGGUGUUUAAUACGCAAAAUCACCUCGG
This is a messenger RNA of Myripristis murdjan (pinecone soldierfish), 4356 nucleotides long. Its product is annotated as armadillo repeat-containing protein 1-like. The transcript has 7 exons. Bases 287 to 1114 code for a protein of 275 amino acids. NCBI's taxonomy places the organism in Eukaryota, Metazoa, Chordata, Actinopteri, Holocentriformes, Holocentridae. Gene Ontology annotation, molecular function: metal ion binding; protein binding. The record is from RefSeq and is a predicted model, not a curated record.